UUGGAUGCAGUAAGGGUCAAAGGUCAUUAAACAUUAAGUGUAGAGGCCACAGCAAGACAUUAUGAGUUUUGCCGGGCAGAAACGUUUAGGAGAGUUAAGUACAGCUAUAGUGGCUGUCAAACGGCCUAGGCAAGACUUGGUGGCUGUGUCUGAAAAUGCAAGUAGGAAGCAGAUCAUGCUUUCGGGGCCUCCCCGAUCCUCAUCACUGGAAGCUCCCAUCAUGCAACUACAUGGACAUGAGGCUGGUGUGCUGAGUGCCAAGUUCAGCCCAACUGGCGGCACCCUGGCUUCUGCUGCAAAUGACAGACUCAUCUUCUUGUGGAACGUUUAUGGUGACUGUGAAAAUUUUGCGGUGAUGAAAGGACACACUGGUGCCAUCAUGGAGAUACAGUACUCAACAGAUGGAACAAUGUUGUUCUCGUGCUCGGUGGACAAGACCGGUGCAGUGUGGGAUUGUGAGGUGGGAGAGAGGAUAAAGAAGCUCAAGGGUCAUUCUUCAAUUGUCAAUACCUGCUCUCCUGUGAGGAGAGGUGCCCCCAUUGUGGCCACUGGUUCUGAUGAUGGAAACAUUAAAGUGUGGGAUGUACGAAAGAGAGCUCCUGUGUGCACGCUCAAUAGCACCUAUCAGAUUAUGGCAGUGAAGUUCAAUGACUCUGGUGACCAGAUAAUGUCUGGAGGGCUUGAUAAUGACAUCAAGGUUUGGGAUAUGCGACGUAACGAAGUGGUGUACUCAAUGACAGGUCACUCUGACACUGUGACUGGACUCAGUAUCAGCCCCAAUGGUCACUAUCUCCUAUCUAACUCUAUGGAUAACACUGUACGAAUAUGGGAUGUUCGACCUUUUGCACCUGCCGAUCGGCAACUGAAGGUGCUGGUGGGGAACCAGCACGGAUUUGAAAAGAACUUGCUCAGGUGUGCUUGGUCUCCGGAUGGUAGAAAGGUCACAGCUGGCUCCUCAGACAGGUUUGUCUAUAUAUGGGACACAGUGAUUGAGAAAUUGGUCUACAAGCUCCCUGGUCACCUGGGCAGUGUCAAUGAUGUAGACUUCCAUCCCAACGAACCAAUCAUUCUUUCUUGCUCAAGUGACAAGACAUUGUAUCUAGGAGAACUUCAAUUGUAGUUUCUUUUUCCUUUACUGUUCCUCAUUUGACCAUGUACUUUCUGUGUUUAUAUCCUUGUUGAUUAACACUUGACCACUUCC
Messenger RNA from Halichondria panicea, 1201 nucleotides. RefSeq names its product U5 small nuclear ribonucleoprotein 40 kDa protein-like. Gene Ontology annotation, molecular function: RNA binding; protein binding. Gene Ontology annotation, cellular component: catalytic step 2 spliceosome. Lineage: Eukaryota; Metazoa; Porifera; Demospongiae; Suberitida; Halichondriidae. The record is from RefSeq and is a predicted model, not a curated record. The coding region runs from base 62 to 1120 and encodes 352 amino acids. The transcript is spliced from 11 exons.